UUGGCCAACUUCCCAUCUCUCUCUCCGCCCCAUCUUUUCCACGUUUUGGCUUUCUUGCAUGCUUGUUGACAUGUCUUUGAUGAGGUUCUCUUUCAGUGUGUCAAACAUGCUGGCUGACCAAGAGUUGAAAAGCAUGGAGGGAUUCAAGAAAGGAUCCAAUUACAUUGAGGUUAAGGUUGGCUGCACAAGCAAGAAAUAUGGUGAUACCGUAGGGAAGCUUAGGGUUUUCUCUAAUGGCCGAUUUCUCAUAUCCUGUGAAUGCACACCGACUUGUGGAGAAGACAAACUGAGUCCCUAUGACUUCGGAAAGCAUUCUGGAAAAGAAGGAACAAGGAAAUGGAAGAACCAGAUUUGGGUGGUCCGGAACGACAAGAAGGUUCCUUGCAGAACUGUUCUCCUGAAAUAUUACAAGCAUGCUUCAAAUGGAGCAAGUGGGUUGCAACCUAAGCGCCUUUGUCAUCGCGAUGAGUUCAUUAGUUGCUCAAAGUGUAAGAAAGAACGCAGGUUUCGUCUCCGGACUAAAGAGGAAUGCAGGAAUUACCAUGAUGCUUUGAUUACCAGAAGGUGGAGUUGUGAGAACUGGCCAUAUGACAAGAUCAACUGCCAAACUGUGGAAGAGCGGGCAGGUCGGAAACGCAGCAGAGGCUGCCCUCAAUCUCCAAUCUGCCAAGGUUGCACUACUUGUGUGUGUUUCGGGUGCCUAAGCUGCCGCUUUCUGGAUUGCAAGUGCCGCACUUGCGUUGAUUUCAUGAAAAAUGCAGAGCCUUGAGCUUGGAAAACAUCCUUUCAUGCUUUUAUCAAACUUUCAUUUCAGAAGCAGCAAAGGCAAAAAAGACUAUUUAGAGUUCUUUGAAGUUCUAUUGGGAUGUUUGUUUUAGGAUUAUAAUGACUUUGCUGUUCUAAA
This is a messenger RNA of Theobroma umbraticum, 904 nucleotides long. The record is from RefSeq and is a predicted model, not a curated record. Lineage: Eukaryota; Viridiplantae; Streptophyta; Magnoliopsida; Malvales; Malvaceae.